Messenger RNA from Rubroshorea leprosula, 1506 nucleotides. The record is from the annotation of a GenBank genome assembly. Lineage: Eukaryota; Viridiplantae; Streptophyta; Magnoliopsida; Malvales; Dipterocarpaceae.
AUACUAGUUUUUGCCAUUCUGUUAAACAUUGCGCGAGAGAGGGGUAAACGCUGCUGUGACUCAGGGGGAAAGGAUGGAGAAGAAGCUCGUUCUGCCAAUGGUGGGGAUGGUGAUGGCAGAGUGUGCACAAGUUGGGCUGAUGAUAGUGGGCAAAGCAGCCAUGUCUCAUGGAAUGAGCAAAUUCAUUUUUGUGUUUUACUCUAAUGCUCUGGCCUCCUUAAUUCUCCUCCCUUCUGCCUUUCUCUUCCACAGAUCAGAGCGUCCUCAGCUCACUUUCUCCAUCCUCUGUGGGUUUUUCUUGCUUGGCCUUUUGGGUUGCUUUGCCCAGAUAUUUGGGUAUGCUGGGAUUUACUAUAGCUCAGCUACUCUUGGGACAGCCAUGCUUAAUCUAAUCCCCGGUGUUACCUUCAUACUUGCCAUUGUUUUCAGGAUGGAGAAACCAUGUUUGAGAAGCUCAAGUUUUCAAGCUAAGUUACUGGGAACAAUGGUGUCAAUUGCUGGGGCAUUCAUUGUGACUUUCUACAAGGGCCCUGCACUUCUGCUGACACUCUCACCUUCUAACUCACCUCAUCAACUUCUUUUGCAACAUUCAAACUGGGUCGUCGGAGGAUUUCUCCUUGCUGCUGACUGCUUGUUUGCUUCUGCAUGGCUUAUUACACAGGCAUCAAUCCUAAAGAAAUUCCCUGCUGAGCUGAUUGUUGUCUUCUUUUACUGCUUCUUUGUGACCAUUCAAUCUGCAAUAAUCUGCUUGGUUAUGGAAAGAGAUAUUAGUGCUUGGAGCUUCAAACCUGAUGUGAGAUUGAUUGCUCUUCUAUACUCAGCUGUUUUUGGCUCAGCAUUUCAACUUGGCAUAAGCACAUGGUGCCUGCAUAGGACAGGACCUGUUUUUGUUUCAAUGUUCAAGCCCUUGGGAAUCAUCAUUUCAGUAGUCAUGGGUGUUAUUUUCUUAGGGGAUUCCUUCUAUCUUGGAAGCUUGAUUGGAGCAAUUGUCAUUGUCCUCGGAUUUUAUUCUGUGAUGUGGGGAAAGGCCAAAGAAGAGAAGAUGGGUGUGGAUGCUGGAGUAACAAAAUUGGAGUCUGGCAGCCAAAAUGCCCCUCUCUUAUCAGAUAUAAAAUAAAUCAAAGCUGAAGGUUCAUCACACAUAAUAUAAAGGAUUUAUUCAGUAACAUAUCCGGACUUUAUUCUGCUGCAACCUGCAUGGAAGGCCAAAGAAAAGAGUUGAAACAACAUUUUGGUCUGGUAGAAUUUUGUUGAGUUGAUCACAUUCGUCCUAAUUCUUGAAAAUUGUAGCAAAGAAUGCAUUUAAUGAUUCAAAAUAUUUUUUGGAUCAACUCAGGUACUCAUCAUGUUACUUUUCAUUUUAUAUAAUACAUAAUCAUUCUAGUAUGUAUAACACAAUGAAUAUAUCAGCUUGAAAUUGGUAUACAUGGCAGCCAUUUGAUUUGUUCAUAAGAUAAAACAAUAUUCUUGUUUUGCAUUGUAAGUUAGUAAAAUUCAAAAUUUAAA